Messenger RNA from Ylistrum balloti, 1299 nucleotides. RefSeq names its product thyrotropin-releasing hormone receptor-like. The record is from RefSeq and is a predicted model, not a curated record. Gene Ontology annotation, biological process: G protein-coupled receptor signaling pathway. Gene Ontology annotation, molecular function: G protein-coupled receptor activity. Bases 1 to 1299 code for a protein of 432 amino acids. The transcript has a single exon. Gene Ontology annotation, cellular component: plasma membrane. NCBI's taxonomy places the organism in Eukaryota, Metazoa, Mollusca, Bivalvia, Pectinida, Pectinidae.
AUGCAGGACGUUUCAUACAAUACUACCAUUUCGAACGGAUCCGUUGACACAAAUUACCAAGAUGAAGACGAUGAGGAUAACGUUGCUCUUCAAACACUUGUCAUUUACGCAAACAGAUAUCUAUUGCCUAUCAUUAUAGUAACCGGAUUCCUGGGAAAUACUAUAUCAUUUUUUGUUUUCAUAUGCUCCCGUCUUAAGCGUAUUUCCACGUCGGUUUACUUAGCGGCGCUGUCCAUCUCGGACACUGGAUUCUUGUUUUGUGUAGGAUUUGGAUGGCUUGACGCAAUGGGAAUACGCUUCUUUCACACAAAUGGAAUUUGUCAGAUCGUCGUCUACAUGACGUUUGUGUUUAGUUUUACAUCAGUAUGGUAUGUAAACGCGUUCACUAUAGAGAUGUAUGUCGCCGUUUUCCAUUCCACAAAAAGCGCUAAAGUGUGUAAACCAAGAUUUGCCCGACGGGCCGUGAUUGGUCUGACAUCGUUUGCAGCUCUAUUUUACAUGUUUGCCUUCUGGACUGCAAAAGUUGCAACUGACGGGACCGAACAGAAAUGUAUGUCGACAUCUAGUGAUAGAGACACAAUGAUGGUUUUGUCGAUACUAGACACAUUUCUAACGCUCUUACUGCCUUUUUCUAUGAUAAUCUUCAUGACAACACGUCUGUUAAUAGAUAUCUCGAGGUUAUACAAAAAGACACCCGAAAACAGAAACGGUUCAAACAACAACAGUGUGAGUGAUUCUCAACUCGACAGCAACGAAUCGACUGGUGCUCACGACCGUGUCGCAAAGCAGGCUGUAAAAGCACAGGCGAAGCUCAAGCGCAUGUUGGUAGUUGUAGUUAUAGUUUUUGUUGUACUGAAUCUACCAAGUCAUGCCAUACGUGUGCAGUUUUUCUUUCGUAGCAUCACAGAGUCACACUACGCUGUGUCUCGUACGGAAAUUUACUGGCAGCACAUUGUUCAAAUUUUAUACUACACAAAUUUUGCAGUCAAUUUUGUGUUAUACAGUGCUUGCGCUAAAAGUUUCAGACAUGCGCUGUUAAGACUACCUCUAGCAAGUUGUGCCGAUGACUGUUCAUGCAUCAGAAAUCCAUUCAGCAUACUUCUUAACAAAAAAAUCCGAAAAGGCAAAUUGUCCGACGUAAGUUCUCCGAUUGGUCGCAAUGAUGGGAACAUCAACUCCCGUCUAGUAGAAAUCCAUUUGUCGGAAAUCCAAAUUUCCCAGCUGCCGUCCCUCGAUAGUGAAUAUGUGUGCCAGUCCCCGCCCUGUUUACUCAGUCCGGAACAGGCCAUCCAAGAAUAA